AUAUCCUUGGCCUCAUUAGAAGACUACUGGUUCAACCACUGGCAAGGUCCUUACAUCACGGCAGACUCCAACCAAAACACUGUCAACUUCAGAAGAUCAAGGCGGAGCUUGAGGAAGUCAAAGAGGAAGUUCCGUUGCUCUGUCUGUAACAAGAAGAUUGUGGGACCAGUGGGUCACCGUGACGAACUGCAGGAGGUGCCUUGUUUUGAUGGCGAAAAUGUACUCGCCCAUGUACCAUCUGUUAAGCUUGAGUCAAGAAGCCCUAAGACAGAGGAGGUAGCAGCGGUUAGCUCAGAUGAUGAGUGUAUAAAGCCAGCUACCAGUGAGGAAGCUCUCUCCAGGUACAGUGCUAGUGAUGAACAGUUGGCCCGAGCUUAUCGUGUACUGGACAACGAAUUACGGACUAGUUUCACAUUAUUUGCUGAAGAAGCUGUUACUCAAGAUGUUGUUGAUGGUGUAAGCAUGAAUGUUAAUGACAGCACCAGUUCCCAUGAUGCUAGUAUGCGAUUAGCUCCACCACUUCUUAGCCCAAGACAGUCUAGAUCAUGUCCAUGUAGCCCAAAAUUGUCAGGAAGAAACCACAGCCCAAAGUCCAAUACUGGGAGCCCAAAGCCUCAGUCUCGUUCAGUUAGCUCCAAAUUUUCACUCAGCAGCUCCCUAAUGGCUAUACACAGACAAGCUUCCAAUUCUCUCAGACCAGAUUUUCUCCGCUUUGACUUAGGCAAGGGAGAUUUUGGUGGCAGUAAUUCUAAGAAUGGUUCUCAACAAAACAGUCUUAGAAAUGAGUCAAGACAUUCACGCCCCACUGUAGAGGCACAUAAUAGUAGCUUUGGGGAUUCCCACUUAGACUCGAGUAACAGCGGAUCCCUAAGAGGAGAGUCUAGCAAACAGGAAUCCUCACGGAUUGCUUUACACGAAAGUCAUUCGCUUCCAACACUAAAACUCUCUAAAAUGUCUUUGACUUAUAAAGGAGGUAUUAUCAUCAACCAUGAUAAGGAUGUUGCACAGAUGCAUUACUCUGAUGCAUCAAAGCUUCUUGUAGAGGGGGCUUGUGCUCUACCUUCCACACCGGAAGAUGAUACAUUUUCAGGAGAGUUGAUAGGCCCUCCAAUGCUGCUUCCUGAUGUUGUACCCAGGUAUGAAGUUGGAGGGCCAUCAAUGACUCAGAUGUGUGAAUAUAAACCUUCAACAUCCUCUGCUCCUUUAACUCCAAAAGAACUUUGUGUAAAUUACCAUUAUGAUGCUAAGGAUGGAGUAGUUAAUCUCGGUUUUGAUGGACACGAAGAAAGUUCAGAUUUCACCAACUUAAAUGAAGUGAUGAGUACCAAAGCAUCUGAUAUGGAAAUUAAUUCUCCUGCUCAUGUAAGUAGAAGAGGAUCAGCUGGUAGUGAUAUUGACAUUGGGAAGUACAAUAUCCAAAUGAACAUUGCAAGUAUUCAUGCUAUCUCCAUAGGUCAUGUACCCCAAGGUCAAGAUGUAGCACUGUCACUCGAAGUUCCUCAAGCAAAAACUCAAGAACUCUCACAGGGAGGUGCUGAAGCCUACAUAUCUGAUGCGAGUGACACUCCAUCAUCCAGCUGCCCCGCCACACCAUCUACAGCCAGCCCUUCACUCUCCCCUUAUGUUCCCUCCACUGAUACUACCUCGGCUAGCUUGCAGCGCCCACCAGUUGAUGACAUAGAUGAAGACUACCCUCCAUAUGACCACAUGCAAGAGGCUCGACAACUAGUAUUUUGGUGGCAGAAGUCGAACCCCAAUGAAGAUACCGAAUUCUGUCAGAACAAUGCAGAAUGCAAAGUGAAACAAAAGCCACUCCUGCUAUUUCUUCAUGGCAUGGGCGGCAGUAGUGACCACUGGCGGCAGCAACUCUGGUAUUUUGUUAGCUGUGGUUAUGAGGUUGUAGCCCCAGACCUGAUGGGUCAUGGGCUUAGUUCGGCCCCAAAGGAUCCUUCCCAAUACACCUUCUCACAAAUGCUUGACCACAUAACAUUAGUGUUUGAUUUAUUUGUGCCACAAGGGCGCAAGUGUGUUAUUGUUGGCCAUGGUUAUGGGUGUUCCCUGGCUGCAGCAUUGGCACGAGGACGAGCAAUGUCGGUACGUCUGGUUAUCCUGGCCAGCUGUGGCGGGCCCAACCCACUCAUCCCUAACCCUCCAAGCAAAUCAUUUUUGCACUCACGCUUUGCCACGUUCCUGGGCCCAUUUUUAUCCUGUGGCUGCUGUAGUCGUGAGAUUCUAUAUGCUCCAAGAGGAAAACAUUUUGCUGCUGGAACCCUUGCUGGAUUAGCCAUCACGCCAACUCCACGUUAUGUUCUAGAGUACAUGGCAAAGGGCCAAAACUGGCCUGAGGGCGAUGUGGCCUUUCACCGCCGUAUCACCGUUCCCACACUCUUACUGCAUGGCAUGAAGGAUGACCGUGUAUCACUGGUGGAGAUGUGUGAAAUGGAGAGG
Procambarus clarkii (red swamp crayfish) is the source of this 2448-nucleotide messenger RNA. The record is from RefSeq and is a predicted model, not a curated record. Lineage: Eukaryota; Metazoa; Arthropoda; Malacostraca; Decapoda; Cambaridae.